AUGAUGCACGCAGCUGCUCCCCCACCUCCUCUUUCGACUCCACUGGAGUUUGUCCGCAACGUCGCCAAGCGCGCCCACCUCUUCCCCUCUUCACAUCUUCAUCUUCACCUCUUCCCAUCUUCCCCUCUUCACCUCUUCCCCUCUUCCCCUCUUCCCCUCUUCCCCUCUUUCCCUCUUCCCUCUUCUUCCCCUCUUCCCUCUUCUCCUCUUCCCCUCUUCCCCUCUUCCCCUCUUCCCCUCUUCCCCUCUUCCCCUCUUCCUCUCUUCCCCUCUUCCCUCCCUUCCAAUCCUCUACCCCAGCCCGAUGCAGGCGAUGACAUGGGAAGCACCUCCUCCACCUCCUCCUUCGACUCCACGGAGUUUGUGCGCAAGAUUGCCGUCGCUUCUCCCUCCCCCAACUCCUCGAAUCAACCGACGGCUUUUCCGACAGGAACCUUCUGGGAAGGGGCGCGUAUGGGCCGGUAUAACCGGGGCCAGCUUUUCGGGUGUCUGGUGGCGAUCAAGAAACUCGAACAAGGCAGCGACCAAGGCCCGGCGGAGUUCCGAACCGAAGUGGAGGUUCUGAGCAAGGUUCGGCACCCGCACAUUGUGCUCUUAAUGGGUCACUGCCCCGAAGAAGCUUGUAUCGUGUACGAAUUCCUGCAGGGCGGGAACCUACAGGAGCGGAUCGUCCGAGCAGGAGACAACCCUCCGCCGCCCCUCCCCUGGCACGAUCGUAUCCGAAUCGUAUCGGAGAUCUCCGGCGCGCUGCUCUACAUGCACAGGCACGACCCGCCGAUCCUCCACCGAGACUUAAAGCCCGACAACAUUCUCCUCGACGCCAACUCCAUCUCUAAAAUCGCCGAUGUGGGUCUCGCUCGGCUGAUCCCCAACGAGGUCUCGGCAGUUACCUGGAAGGUGCGGGGAACCGCAGGGUAUAUAGACCCAGAGGAGCUUCAGACCGGGGAGCUGUCGGUGAAAUCGGACAUCUACGCGUUUGGCCUGAUAGCGCUGCAGCUGCUGACAGGUUUAAAAAACGUGAAGCUGGUGCAUGGGCUGCUGGCGGCGUGCGGCACGGGCGCGAGAAACACAGAGGAGGCGACGGAUUUGGUGAUGAGGAGCCUGGAUCGGUCAGCUGGGAAGUGGCCGGAGAGGCUGGUGAGGAGGGCGACGAGGGUGCUGGUGCGGUGUAUUGAGAGGAGGAGGGUUAAUAGGCCAGAUCUGGGGGUGGAGAUUCACCCGCUGCUGGGGGAGAUUGCAGAGGAGGCGAUGGAGGAGAAGAACAGGCGGCUAAGGAGCUUGACGGGCGGUUUGUCUGCCCGCUGUCGCAUGUAG
This is a messenger RNA of Closterium sp. Yama58-4, 1314 nucleotides long. NCBI's taxonomy places the organism in Eukaryota, Viridiplantae, Streptophyta, Zygnematophyceae, Desmidiales, Closteriaceae. The record is from the annotation of a GenBank genome assembly.